GCUCGAUUAACGGAGAGCCCGCGCGGAGCCACAACAGACACGGGCGGGAAUUCUACGGCUGUUUUGGAGGUCAGACGCUAUUCAUCAUUCUGACAGGAGUCGGGGUGUAGUGGCUGAGGGAAACGGAACCAGUUGGGGCUGGUGUUGAUGUGGGGAAAAAUGGAGAACCCGACGAUCGUGUACGAUCUGGAUACCUCCGGCGGGCUGAUGGAGCAAAUCCAGACUCUGCUGGCGCCGCCCAAGUCUGAAGAUGGAGAGAAGAGGACCAGGAAACCAGACAGGAGACCCGGCAGGGCCAGCAAUCAUGAUACCUGCGACAGUUGCCGGGAAGGAGGGGACCUGCUGUGUUGUGAUCACUGCCCCGCUGCCUUCCAUCUACAGUGCUG
Molecule: messenger RNA, 386 nt
Organism: Sinocyclocheilus rhinocerous
Lineage: Eukaryota; Metazoa; Chordata; Actinopteri; Cypriniformes; Cyprinidae
Product: PHD finger protein 12-like
Exons: 2
Biological process (GO): negative regulation of transcription by RNA polymerase II
Cellular component (GO): nucleus; Sin3-type complex
Molecular function (GO): transcription corepressor activity
Source: RefSeq, a predicted model, not a curated record